AUGCGGGUCUCUACCGCCCGCAAGAUCGUGGCCCUGCCCAAGCAGGGCGCCGACUACCUCCCACUCGAGCCCUUUGCCGCCAGCCUCCCACGGCCAGCCCAGACUCAGAGGCAGCAACCACGGCCACUGGCCAAACUACCCACCAGCGUCGUCCUGCGCUCCCUCGCCGUCAACUACGCCAUGUCCUCCCCUCUCCUCAACAGCGUCUCCAUGGCUGUCCUCCGCCGCGCUGUUCACCCCACAAACGCCCUCUUCGACACGGCCAAGAACCCUCUCCUCCGCUUCCUCCUCAGGGCCUUCGCCUACGACCAGUUCUGCGCGGGCAUGAGCCCCGGCAUGGUCCAACGGCGCAUCUCUGGACUCAAGGACAUGGGCUACCGCGGCGUCAUUCUCUGCUACGGCAAGGAGACUGUCAUCAAGGGCGGUGCCGCCUCUACCCAAGACAAGAUCAAGUCUCUCAUGUACGGACCGCAGGAGACCCUCAUGGUCGAGCAGUGGAAGGAUGGUCUGCUCAAGACGCUUUCGUGCCUCGGUGCAGGUGACUUCCUCGCCAUCAAGGUGACCGGUGCCGGGCCCAUGGCGCUCGAUGCCCUCAAGGCCGGCGAGUCCAUGCCCGCCCCCCUCCAGGCGGCCAUGGACGAGGUGUGCGCCUUGGCCUCAUCCCAGGGCGUCCGCUGCUGGCUCGACGCCGAGCAGGCCAUGCUCCAGGGCACUAUUGACGAGUGGGCCAUUGCUCUCAUGCGCAAGCACAACAAGCACGGCGUUGCCGUCAUGUCCAACACCAUCCAGGCCUACCUCAAGGCGGCUCCCGCCAACGUCAAGCGCCACGUCGAGCUGGCCUCCGAGGAGGGCUGGACCCUCGGCAUCAAGCUCGUCCGCGGCGCCUAUAUUGACACCGACCCCCGCCACCUCAUCCACGACACGGCCCAGGACACCCACAACUGCUUUGACGAGAUUGCGCGCGGCCUCAUCUCCUGCGACAUCCCCGAGGGUGGCCAGGCGACCUUCCCCACGACCCAGCUCUUCAUGGCCACCCACAACGCCGAAUCUGUCCGCAAGGCGCUCACGCUCCAGCGCGAGCGCGUCGAGGCCGGCCAGCCCUGCGCCCUGCUCGAGUUUGGCCAGCUCCAGGGCAUGGCCGACGACGUGUCCUGCGAGCUCCUUGAGGAGUGCGGCCACAACAGCGGACCCAACGCGCCUGGCGUCUACAAGUACCUCACCUGGGGCACCCUGACCGAGUGUCUCGGCUACCUGUACAGGCGAUCGCUCGAGAACAAGGGCAUGGCCGCGCGGGCGGGCGAGUUGGCCGGCGCCAUGGGCAAUGAGCUCUGGCAGCGUGUCAAGACGCUCAAGUUCUAA
Molecule: messenger RNA, 1359 nt
Organism: Emericellopsis cladophorae
Lineage: Eukaryota; Fungi; Ascomycota; Sordariomycetes; Hypocreales; Bionectriaceae
Product: proline dehydrogenase
Exons: 1
Coding region: 1-1359 (452 amino acids)
Cellular component (GO): mitochondrion
Molecular function (GO): proline dehydrogenase activity; FAD binding
Source: RefSeq, a predicted model, not a curated record